Molecule: messenger RNA, 1396 nt
Organism: Capsaspora owczarzaki ATCC 30864
Lineage: Eukaryota; Filasterea; Ministeriida; Capsasporidae
Product: protein serine/threonine kinase
Exons: 3
Coding region: 11-1282 (423 amino acids)
Biological process (GO): protein phosphorylation
Cellular component (GO): cytoplasm; nucleus
Molecular function (GO): cyclin-dependent protein serine/threonine kinase activity; ATP binding
Source: RefSeq, a predicted model, not a curated record
GUUCAAUCCAAUGUCCUUCCAUUUAUCCGACGCGUACGCCCGCAAGCUUGAGCAAUACGAGCUGUCCACCAAGCUCGGCGAAGGCACCUACGCCAGCGUCUUCCGCGCCAUUCACAAACCAAGCUCGACCCUCGUCGCGCUCAAGCAAAUCAACCUCAACCGCGACGAAGGGACGCCGUGCACUGCGCUGCGUGAAAUCUCGCUGCUCAAGGAACUCCGACACGCCAACAUUGUCGCCUUGCUGGACGUCGCGCACACCCGCGAGCGCCUCACGCUGAUCUUUGAGCAUCUCGACUGCGACCUCAAGCAGCAUAUGGACGCGUGCGGAAAGAACCUGGCGCCGGCGAACGUCCAGCUCAUCCUGUACCAGGUCCUGCGCGGCAUCGCGUACUGCCACUCCAAGUCCAUCCUGCACCGCGACCUCAAGCCGCAGAACCUGCUGCUCAAUCGCGCGACCGGCGACGUCAAGCUGGCCGACUUUGGCCUGGCGCGCGCAUUUGGCAUCCCCGUCAAGGCAUUCUCGCACGAAGUCGUCACGCUGUGGUACCGGCCGCCAGACGUCCUGAUGGGCUCGCAGGUGUACAGCACGUCCAUCGAUAUGUGGUCGAUUGGCUGUAUUUUUGGCGAAAUGACCACUGGCCGUCCGCUGUUUGCCGGGAAGAAUGUCGACGAGCAAUUGGCGCGCAUCUUCAAGCAGCGCGGCACACCCACCGAGCUCACCUGGCCUGGCGUGUCGCAGCUGCCAAACUUUCGCGGCGACUUUCCAGUCACACCGGCCGUCCAGCUGGCCUCCAUUGUGCCAAAGAUGGAUUCGCUCGGCGUGACCUUGCUCAACCGACUUCUCCAGUACAAUCCCGCCAUGCGUGUCUCCGCGGCCGAAGCGCUUCAACACGUGUACUUUGCUUCCAUCCAUGCGAUCGUUGGCAAUCUUCCCAAUGAGCAAAGCAUUUUCGACCGCACUGGCAUCACCAUGAUUCUCGAGCCUCCUGUCGAGGCAGCACAGGCGCCGGCUGCGUCAACGGCAGCUGCAGCUGCCGCCGUUCCGGCACCAAUAGCUCAACAACAACAAGACAUAUCUCAACAACAACAAGCAUUCCAGGACCAACAACAGCGCGAGCUCCAGCUUACUAGAAUGCAACAAAUGAGCCAAUUCCAACAGUUCCAGCAGCUCCAAGCUCACCAGCAUUUGCUAGCCCAGCCCAACCACGUCGUGAACAACAACAACAACAACUCUUCAUCACAGGCCCACCCAUCGCACUUGGAUUCGCAAUUCACACAGUAAACCGAACUUGUUAUUAGAUAAUAUUUGUAGAUGCCGUAAUUGGUUGGGAGUUGAUGAAUGAGAUGAAUUUGUAAACAAACAAACAAACAAAAAAGUGCAACACUGAACAACAAC